GCGCAGGCGCCGAGGAUGGUUGCGCAUGCGCCGAGCCCGCCCGCCGCGCGGCCCGGCUCCCUCCGGCGCUCCGUACGAUGCCGCCCCUCGCCCCGCGGCGGGGUCAGGGCGCGGGCGGCCAUCUUGUGGCGGCGGCCCCGGCGGGUUGUUGUCGGUGAGGCCGCGCCGCGCCCCCCCCGCGGGCGGAGCAGCGCCGGCCCCAUGUCCUCCUUCUCGGAGUCGGCGCUGGAGAAGAAGCUGUCGGAGCUGAGCAACUCCCAGCAGAGCGUGCAGACGCUCUCGCUGUGGCUCAUCCACCACCGCAAGCACGCGGGGCCCAUCGUCGCCGUGUGGCACCGGGAGCUCCGCAAAGCAAAAUCAAGUAGGAAACUUACUUUCCUGUAUUUAGCAAACGAUGUCAUCCAGAACAGUAAGAGGAAAGGCCCUGAGUUUACCAGGGAAUUUGAAUCUGUUCUCGUGGAUGCAUUUUCUCACGUUGCCAGAGAAGCAGACGAGGGCUGCAAGAAGCCCUUGGAACGAUUGCUGAACAUCUGGCAGGAGAGGAGCGUGUAUGGCAGCGAGUUCAUCCAGCAGCUCAAACUGUCUAUGGAAGACUCCAACAGCCCCCAAACAAAAGUUGCAGAGGAGAAGAAAUCUUUAAAGCGAACUUUCCAGCAAAUCCAGGAGGAGGAAGAUGAUGAUUACCCUGGGAGCUACUCACCCCAAGACCCCAGUGCUGGGCCACUGCUGACCGAGGAUUUGAUCAAAGCCCUACAAGACCUGGAAAAUGCAGCAUCAGGAGAUGCGACAGUGCGGCAAAAAAUUGCUUCCCUGCCUCAGGAAGUUCAAGAUGUUUCUUUACUGGAGAAAAUUACAGACAAAGAGGCUGCGGAGCGGCUGUCGAAGACGGUGGACGAGGCGUGUCUGCUGCUGGCCGAGUACAACGGGCGGCUGGCGGCCGAGCUGGAGGACCGGCGCCAGCUGGCACGGAUGCUCAUCGAGUACACCCAGAACCAGAAGGAUGUGCUCACGGAGAAGGAGAAGAAGCUGGAGGAACUGCUGUGCUUUGAUGUUUGGAGAAGGUGAAGAGAAUUUCCAUCACUGAGAAGGAAUAUAAACAGAAGCUUGCUCGGGUAACCCAAGUGCGCAAGGAGCUGAAAUCUCACAUCCAGAGCCUUCCAGACCUGUCACUGCUGCCCAAUGUCACAGGAGGUCUGGCACCUCUGCCAUCUGCUGGGGACCUGUUUUCAACAGACUAGAACAAACCAUGUGCCCCAGUUUUCAUUAUUACCAGCAGAAGUAAGAAGACUGACGUUGGCUGGAGGUCCAGUCUUCCAAGAUCUGCAGUAGGAAGGAACUUGCAGACCCUGCUUUGAACCUCUUGGCUGCUCGUACUCACCCUCUCUGUGUGCACUGGCUCACGUGAGGGGAGGAAGAGGAGUGAGUUUUGUGAGCUCUAAAGGGAGUGGGGGUGGUCUGUUUAGGCAAACUUCUCUCAUCUUUUCCUGUACUCUUUAGUUGCUGUUUGCCCUUAGCACUUGUUACCCCCACAAAGAUCACGAAUCAUGUACACACAUACCUGGGAAGCUUCCAGAGGAAGGUUGACUAUGCAGCAUCUUCCCUCUGUACAGAUAUUGUAUUAUUUCUGAAUAAGUCUCAUCUGUUUUGGUUGGGUUUCUGAGCCCCAUCUCUGGGAGCAGUGGAAUGGCUCGUGGGCCUUGUAGGGAUGUGUGUGCAUGCCAGUCCUGGGCCACGUCAGGGGGAGCAUCUGCUCAGCAAUGGUACAGAGAAAGAUUUGUUCCUAAACCUGCAGUUCCUCAUAAUGCUGUGGCCUGAUGUGAAGGUAGUUCCCAUUUGGCAUGGAUGUAAAUUGAAGUCACAGGCAAUAAAAAUAAGCAGCUUUUCUUUGUGAAAUUAGAGGUAGACUCAUAAGUUACACUGUGCUGAGCAAAGCAGAACUGGAUGUUACCUAAGUGGGAGUGGAAGUAAAUUUUGUUCUAGCUACCUUAGAUUUAUACCACAUUUUUCCUCUUCGUUAUAUGAAAUCAGAUGGUAAUGGAAGCUUUGAUUUAAUGACCUGAGAGGCUGGAAUGGUGUGUGGCAGCUGCUGGUGUCCCUGUCACAGGCACUGUUAGGUCUGCUCUCAGGAUGGUUUCAUUGAAAAUCCAAUGAUAUCGACUCUCUCCGUAGCUUUAGUGAAGUUGUCUGAUGCACAGAUGUUAAAUGUGGUAUAAAUAUUUAUUUAUAUAGAAAAUAGACCCAUAUAUAUGCAUAUAUCCUGUAUGCACAUGUACCCUGUCCAUGCAUGUAGAUAUUAGAAGGAUGUACUUAAUUUUGUGUCACAGAUUGUGAGUUGAUUUUUAUAAUCAGGAAAAGUGUAAAAAACAAAAAAAAAAAGUAAAUUUAAAAAGCUCUUAAUUCCAUUAUGUUGCUGGCUAGUGUUUUAGCUGCCAGGGGUGUAGUUACAUUUCAGUUUGUGUGUUAGGUGUGACAAGCUGGACUCUGAUCACUGAACCAUUCCAAUCUGGAUACAAUUUGUUUAAAUUUAGCACCUCUCACUAUAAAACAGGUUCUGUUUCUGGAGACACUUGAUCUGGUAACACAGGUUUUGUAAGACAGAGGACGAAGUGAGCUGAGAUGCUCUCUCUGUGCCUCCCUGUGGUUUUUGAGCUGCUGUCAAAGCCAGGAGAAGAAAAUGCAGAAAUGCAAAGCUCGUUCUGCUCCACAUUAAUUUAUUUUUCAGGCUGUUCAGUAGCCCGGUCAGCAUUCAGUUACAGCAAACACCACCACAGCAUCUUUUGAUCAUUCAGCUGUUCAGAAGCUCACGUCCUUUUCCUACUGACACUUCCUUUUGUCCUUUUUUAACGCUCCUUGCACCCUCGCUGCCCAGCCUACAGAUGUUUCUUUCUCUUUAGUUUACAGGAAUUUUUCCAGUGGCAGAACUCUGUGUUCCCUGAGUCACUUUGACUGCGCAGCCUUUUAUGGUCCAUACUUUAGAUUAAGCACUGUACAUUCUCUCUGCUUUUGCCAAAAAUGAAAAACAAACAAACAAACCCAACACCAAACUUCAAGAACCCAAACCAAAAGACUUUUCCAUCCUGAUUCAGCUCACAGAGUUACCCUGAGGCUGUUAAACCAACUUAUUUUGAGCAUUGAUUGAAUGUGUAUCCAUUAUAGGACAAAAACUGUCAAAAACUGAUGUAGACAAAUGUGUUGGCAUCUCACGUUUGUGUUUUGGGCAGAUCUGUGAGAGAGUUGUCUGUCUGGUUUUUUAUUUUUUAAUUGAAAUGUUUUGAUUUUUUUUUUUCUGAAUAUAUGCGUGUGUUCUAUUUUGCUUAAUUUAAAUUAAGUCUUGUAGUUUUUAAUUUUAUUUGUUUUACUUUUUGGGCAAAGGGCAUCUGGUGAACUGGGUGACAUUUUCUGAAGGUUAAACAGAUUUACCCACAGUGUGUCUUUUUUAACAAAAGCUUAAAUCUGUAUAUUAAUUGACUUAGGAAUUAAUUUAGACAUAUAGGCUGCCAUUUGACAGCAGUAUAUUCUGAAAUGUCUCAUAGAUAUCUAUUUUUGAAUAAAGAGGGUGUCAUUGAA
Motacilla alba alba is the source of this 3567-nucleotide messenger RNA. It is a transcript of the gene RPRD1B, whose product is annotated as regulation of nuclear pre-mRNA domain containing 1B. Gene Ontology annotation, molecular function: RNA polymerase II C-terminal domain binding. The transcript has 8 exons. Bases 16 to 1065 code for a protein of 349 amino acids. The record is from RefSeq and is a predicted model, not a curated record. NCBI's taxonomy places the organism in Eukaryota, Metazoa, Chordata, Aves, Passeriformes, Motacillidae. Gene Ontology annotation, cellular component: RNA polymerase II, holoenzyme. Gene Ontology annotation, biological process: mRNA 3'-end processing.